Bactrocera oleae (olive fruit fly) is the source of this 546-nucleotide messenger RNA. The record is from RefSeq and is a predicted model, not a curated record. Lineage: Eukaryota; Metazoa; Arthropoda; Insecta; Diptera; Tephritidae.
GUGACAACAGUUGUACUUGCAACAACACAAAACGGUAAUAGUGCUACAAAGAGCAAGUGUUCGUUUGAAACGACAAACAGUGCUUACGAAAUCCUUUCCGAAAUGCAACGCAUUUGCUUAGUGUUGUUUAGCUUGUGCGCAGUCGCCAUGGCCGGCUUCCUCGGUGGCGGCGGUAGCGGCUGGAGCUCUGGUGGAGGUGGCGGUAGUCGUGGCUGGAGCUCCGGAGGCAGCGGUGGUGGUGGUUGGAGUGGUGGUGGUGGCGGUGGUAUCUCCUUAUGGCCCAGCAAAUCCUCUUAUAGUAGCGCGGCGGCGGCAAUGGCUGGCGCUCUCGGGCGGUUGGUCUGGAGGCGGCGUGGCGGUGGCGGCGGCUGGCCGGGCAAAUCUAGCUACAGCAGCGGCUGGUCGAGUGGAGGUGGAUACGGUCGUGGCGGCGGUGGUAGUGGUGGUUGGGCGCAAGCGCUAUCUGGUUGGAAAUCGGGUCUCGGUGGUGGCGGCGGUGGCAGUGGCUGGAAGUCAGGUGGUGCGGUGGUAGCGGCUGGUCACUAG